This is a messenger RNA of Salvelinus namaycush (lake trout), 828 nucleotides long. It is a transcript of the gene dlx2a, whose product is annotated as distal-less homeobox 2a. The record is from RefSeq and is a predicted model, not a curated record. Gene Ontology annotation, molecular function: DNA-binding transcription factor activity, RNA polymerase II-specific; RNA polymerase II cis-regulatory region sequence-specific DNA binding. NCBI's taxonomy places the organism in Eukaryota, Metazoa, Chordata, Actinopteri, Salmoniformes, Salmonidae. Gene Ontology annotation, biological process: embryo development; cell differentiation; negative regulation of transcription by RNA polymerase II. The coding region runs from base 1 to 828 and encodes 275 amino acids. The transcript is spliced from 3 exons.
AUGACUGGAGUUUUUGACAGUCUCAGUACAGAUAUGCAUUCGAACCAGAUUACCUCGAACAGUUACCACAGCUUGCAUAAAUCGCAGGAGUCCCCAACUCUACCAGUAUCGACUGCAACGGACAGCAGCUUUUACAAUAGCCAACAGCCUGGAUACUGCGCAGGGUCUCCAUAUGGCCAACUCGGAACUUACCAGUACCACAACAGUGGUAUGAGCAGCGUUCAAUACAAUACUAAAUCAUACGACCUUGGUUUCAACUCUUAUGGCACCUACGGCUCCUAUGGUUCGAGUUCUUCACCGACUCCAACGGAUGCAGAGAAAGAAGAAAGUGAACCUGAAAUCCGAAUGGUUAACGGGAAACCAAAGAAGGUCAGGAAACCUCGAACUAUUUAUUCAAGUUUCCAACUGGCCGCCCUUCAACGGAGAUUCCAAAAGACACAGUACUUGGCUUUACCGGAGCGAGCCGAGCUGGCAGCCUCAAUGGGCCUUACACAAACCCAGGUGAAAAUUUGGUUCCAGAACCGUCGCUCCAAGUUCAAGAAGUUGUGGAAAAAUGGAGAAAUCCCCCCUGAGCAACAUGUGACCUCCAGCGAGUCUCCCCCCUGUAACUCUCCACCCGCCACUGCCUGGGACUUUCCACAGAAUCAAAGAAUGAACAUUGUAAACUCCAGUUUAUCUCAGAGCAGUAGCCCUCCAAAUACGACUGCGCCUUCUUUCUUGGCAAACUAUUCUUGGUACUCAUCAACGAACUCUGCAACGCAUCUUCAGGCUGGCCCGCUUGUCCAGCACCACCACAACUCCGCCUUGAGCGCUGGGACAAUAUUUUAA